This is a messenger RNA of Nematocida ausubeli, 828 nucleotides long. RefSeq lists its product as uncharacterized. NCBI's taxonomy places the organism in Eukaryota, Fungi, Microsporidia. Bases 1 to 828 code for a protein of 275 amino acids. The transcript has a single exon. The record is from RefSeq and is a predicted model, not a curated record.
AUGAGUGCAAGAAAGGACUCCGUGGAAGAGUUUGAAGAAGAAAGUGAAGAAUAUUUCACCAGCAGAAAUGAACUAAGCACUUCAGAUAUCCCAGCCAGAGACCCCGAAUACUUUCCCUAUAAAAAAGACACCCAGAUUCCAUCAGAACCCGAAAUAACUCGAAUUAUUUCCAUUUACAUUCCGGAAGACAAAAUUAAAGAAAUAAAAGCCCUCAUAAAGGACGUAGUGACAAAGAAGCCAACAAAAAAUGAAAUAAUAAACCGAAUUAACGAGACUCAAAUUAGCCCAGAAACGUAUAAUGCGUUAAUACUGCACAUUAUUUCACUUGCAAAGCAGGCAUGCACUAAAAAUACUCAGUCAGAAAAUCCAAACUCUGUGCUUAAACUAAAGAAUGUGCUAAAGGACCAGUUCUUAAUGGAAAUAAAAAAGGAUCUGGAAGAUUCGGGUUAUAGCCAAAGGCCAAUCCAGCAAUAUUCUAUGUUCAAAAGGACACCAGAGGAUCUGUCCAGUGCAGUAAGCAGCAACCCACAGCUUAUUUCACUUUUUUCUGCAAAUUAUAACGUACUUUGCUGUAAGAUAAAAAAGAUCCUGAGUGUAAAGGAUAUUCAUAACAGGCUUAAGAAAGGGUCCUUUGAAUAUAAAUUAAGUGAAAAUGUUUCACUAGACACUGCGAAGUGUGCAUAUGCUGCGACCUUGCACUAUGUUAAGGAAAUAAUUGGAAAGUGCAUAAAUAUUAACAGAGAAUUAGACAGAGACAAGUUAAUUGCAGAAAUGUUCGGAAAUGUAAGGGGAGGAUAUUUACUGUACAAGGAUUACCCUACUGUUUAG